Molecule: messenger RNA, 2014 nt
Organism: Gopherus flavomarginatus (Mexican gopher tortoise)
Lineage: Eukaryota; Metazoa; Chordata; Testudines; Testudinidae
Gene: SUV39H1
Product: SUV39H1 histone lysine methyltransferase
Exons: 6
Coding region: 267-1718 (483 amino acids)
Cellular component (GO): nucleus
Molecular function (GO): protein binding; histone H3K9 methyltransferase activity; zinc ion binding
Source: RefSeq, a predicted model, not a curated record
AAACCAGGGGUGUCCAUUGAUGGGAAUGCAGAAUAACUGGAGGGGUGGGGGAGGGGCUACAUAUUGUUUUAGGUUGAGGUGGCACUUAAAGGUUAGGGUGAGGGUCCUGUUGGCCGCUCCGCCACCCAGUAUGGCUCCAUAAAGCCCCUCAACUAAGCCACGAGGCAGCUUGUGGAGCAGACUCGGCUGGAACGAGUUACUUUGCUGCCUUGUGAGCCAUUUCCGCGACUCUUGCGGUCGCAAAGCGGCGCGCAGCACUCUGGGAGAUGCAGAUGACGCCCGUGGCCGGCGCCCCCGGCGCCAAUUGGCUGGCGGGGCGCGUCAAUCAGGCCGGACGCCCAAUGGGAACGGCCGCGGCGGGGAGCGGCGGGGCACGUUGCUCUCCGCCCCUCCUCUCCGGCCACGCCCCCUGGGAGAAAAAGUUUCGGGCGGCCCCAGUGGCUGGAGGGGGAAAAAAAAAAAAAAAAAAGAUGGCGGAAAAUUUAAAAGGCUGUGCUGUGUGUUGCAAGUCCUCAUGGUCCCAGCUGCAGGACCUGUGCCGGCUGGAGAGGGUUCGCUGCCCCUCACUGGGCAUCACCCGCAGGAACCUCAGCCACUUCGAGGUGGAGUUCCUGUGUGACUACAAGAGAGUGCGGGAGGAGGAGUUCUACCUGGUGAAAUGGCGUGGCUACCCAGAGUCGGAGAACACCUGGGAGCCACGGAAGAACCUGCGCUGCGUGGGCCUGCUGAAGCAGUUCCACAAGGACCUGGAGCAGGCCUGGAUCCGGCGGGACGGCAAGCCCAAGAAAAACGCCCGCUGGCUGGACCAGGGCGUGGCGAACUACGUGGUGCAGAAAGCCAAGCAGCGGCGCGCUUUGUGGCGCUGGGAGCGCCAGCUGAACGCCAAGCGCAACCACAAAGGGCGCAUUGUGGUGGAGAAUGAGGUGGAUCUCGAUGGGCCACCCCGGGACUUUGUCUACAUCAAUGAAUACAAGGUGGGCGAGGGCAUCUCCCUCACCCAGGUGGCGGUGGGCUGCGAGUGCCGUGACUGCCUGGCGGAGGCGGCUGGCGGCUGCUGCUGCCCCGGUGCCUCCCGCCACAAGUUUGCCUACAAUGAGCUGGGCCAGGUGCGCAUCCGGGCGGGGCUGCCCAUCUACGAGUGCAAUGCCCGCUGUCGCUGCGGGGCCGAGUGCUCCAAUCGCGUGGUGCAGCGGGGCAUCCGCUAUGAUCUGUGCAUCUUCCGGACCGCCAACGGGCGCGGCUGGGGCGUGCGCACCCUGGAGAAGAUCCGCAAGAACAGCUUCGUCAUGGAGUAUGUGGGAGAGAUCAUCACAUCAGAAGAAGCGGAGCGACGAGGGCAGAUCUACGACCGCCAGGGUGCUACCUACCUCUUUGAUCUGGACUACGUGGAGGAUGUUUACACAGUGGAUGCUGCCUACUAUGGCAACAUCUCACACUUCGUAAAUCACAGCUGCGACCCCAACCUGCAGGUGUACAACGUGUUCAUCGACAACCUGGAUGAGCGGCUGCCGCGCAUCGCCCUCUUCGCCACGCGGCACAUCCGGGCUGGGGAGGAGCUCACCUUCGACUACAACAUGCAGGUGGACCCGGUGGACGCAGAGAGCACACGGAUGGACUCCAACCUGGGCCGGGCUGGUGGCCUGGCCGGCUCCCCCAAGAAGAGAGUACGGAUCGAGUGUAAGUGCGGGGCCGAGUCCUGCCGGAAGUACCUCUUCUAGCCCCCGCGUGCCCUGCCGGGGGUCAGGGACCCACGGCUGCCACCGCGCAGGGCUCUGGGGGGCCCAUGCCCACCCAUCCCCUGUUGGACUUAUCUCACCUGCCCGCUUCCCCCCUCCCGUCAAGGGGGGAUUUUUAGGAACAGCUGUCAUGGAUUUUAAUCAGUUGGUUCCCAGGUCGUGUAAAGACCCUGGCUACUGUGUACCGAGCGCCACGGCCUCCUGCGGGAAGCUGCCGGUUUCGGGGGGAUCCAGGAAUAUUCAACUUGAAGCCGCACUUGACCCUGUGUCCCUAUGCA